Molecule: messenger RNA, 909 nt
Organism: Laccaria bicolor S238N-H82
Lineage: Eukaryota; Fungi; Basidiomycota; Agaricomycetes; Agaricales; Hydnangiaceae
Exons: 2
Coding region: 1-909 (302 amino acids)
Source: RefSeq, a predicted model, not a curated record
AUGUCUCUCCCCCUAGAACUAGUCCGGGAAAUCAUCCAUCUCCUACUCUUCUUCCCCCCACCGAGCCGCUCGACUCCAGAUGAUAUUGAUUGUGCAGUCAAACCCACAUGGGACACGAUCAAUGCGCUCAGCCUCACUACACGAAGCUUUCGUCCUCUAGCACUUGAAGCGUGGUUUCGGACUCUCUACAUCGAUUCGCCAGAAAAUCUAAUCUUUUUACGGGACUCAGGCUGGUUUCCUGAGCUGGGGAGUAAAUGGACCAAACACCUCCACUGCGUUCAAUCAUUCAGCAAAACCAUCUCUUUCUGGAAUCUCUCCACCUUCCUCCGCGUCUCCUCCAUUGACUGGACUGGCUCACGCGUUGAACACCUCGACUUGCGCGGAUGGAUGUCUGACCCUACGAUGAUUCACUAUAUUGCUAAUACCCCAGGCUUGGGCCAUUUGAAGACGUUGAAGAUGGUGCUAGGCACGAUGUGGUGUGAGCUUUGUCAUUCUUGCCGUGCUGUCAAGUUUAAAUACAGGCCAACGGGAGUGGUGUAUGAGGGGGGUUUGGGGUUGCCUAUCCACUACGCACGUGCUCUAGCACCACUCGAAUACCUUGAAGAGGUUGUGAUUAUUAUACACAUCCAUGACUUUGGGCGGACUGCAUUGGGUUUGAAUGCAGACUCAAAUGCGGACAUGAACCCGGAGACGACCCCCACCUCCAACACCAAUUUGAACCCGAACUUAUGGUCGGGUGAAUGCGAUAACUGUAUGGUGACGAUGUACGAUGAUGAUGCAUUCCGUGAGAAGUGGGUGGCUAGUAAGAGACGCGUCGGUCUGGCGUUCGGUCACGAUGGUGAUGACGAUGAUGACAAUGUGAGGCCACCGAAGUUGAGGAGGGUGGAGUACCAGUUCUACGGUGGAUGA